Molecule: messenger RNA, 2846 nt
Organism: Malania oleifera
Lineage: Eukaryota; Viridiplantae; Streptophyta; Magnoliopsida; Santalales; Ximeniaceae
Product: pentatricopeptide repeat-containing protein At1g08070, chloroplastic-like
Exons: 1
Coding region: 218-2257 (679 amino acids)
Biological process (GO): RNA modification
Molecular function (GO): zinc ion binding; protein binding; RNA binding
Source: RefSeq, a predicted model, not a curated record
ACGCCUACCAAGUGUAGUUUGAGUUGCAGUUUACACUUCAGCCGUUGGUUUGGGAGCAAAACUGUCUUCCUUGCGAUUCAAAGCUCAUGCCUGCCCAGUUCGUAUGCGCGUACUGCCGCCAAGAAGGUGAAUCCGUUGGCUUCUCUCGCCUAAGCAUCAAGACCAGUCUCCCUAAAACCAUAUCCUAGUUAAUUUGUUACCAAGGAGCUUAUGAUGGAUGCCGAUGGCUCAUCUCGAAGGACUCCAGAAGCAUCGCGCUCUGUCUCUGCUCAAGACCCCAGAUUCAAUCAGAACCCUGUACCAUCUGAAGGCUCUCCUCGCGUGUCUUCUUCGCGCCGGUCUUCACCAGAGCAGCUUUGCUGUUGGCAACUUCGUCGCCCAUUGUUCAGCACUGGGGUUCAUGGAUUACGCAGCCUGCCUGUUCGACCAAAUGCUCGAACCAAACUCCUUCGUUUGGAACACCAUGAUUCGGGGUUUCCAGCAAAAUCACGAACCCAGAAAGGCUCUUCUCUUUUUUGAUCGGAUGAGGUUGCGGGAUGUUCGGCCCGAUUGCUUCACAUUCCCUUUUGUGGUGAGGGCUUGUGCUGAUACAAAGGAGAUUUAUAAAGGAAUGUGCGUUCAUGGUCAGUCGUUUAAGGUUGGUCUAGAGUUCGAUGUUUUUGUAGGCACCAGCUUGAUUGAUUUUUAUGGUGCUUUCGAGGAUAUGAAGGCUGCCCUGCAGGUGUUUGAUGGAAUGUCCGUGAAGGAUACAGUGGCGUGGACCAUUGUAUUAGGUUUGUAUGUGAAUCAGUUUGGUGAUAUGGAAACUGCUCGUAGGUUGUUCGAAGAAAUGCCCCUUAAGGAUCUUGUGGCUUGGAAUACAAUAAUUGGGGGUUAUGUGAAAGUUGGGAACAUUGAGCUUGCUAAGAUGUUAUUUGAUCAAGCACCCAGUAAGGAUUUAUUGAUGUACAAUACAUUAUUAAGUGGCUACGCAAAACAUGGUGAAGUCGAUGUUUUGCUUCGUUUCUUUCGUGAUAUGCCUCUAAGAGAUUUGGUGUCUUGGAACUCAGUAAUUGGAGGGCUCGUGCAUAAUAGACGGAUUAACGAAGCUGUUGCAUACUUUCAACAGAUGCAAAUGGAGAAUGUCAAUCCUAAUGAGGUGACACUAGUGACUAUUCUUUCUGCUUGUUCCCAAGUGGGAGGGUUAGAUAUUGGAAGAUGGCUUCAUUCAUACAUUGAUAGAAAUAAACUUGAGUGGAACAUAGUGGUCGGGACUGCUUUGGUGGACAUGUAUUCGAAAUGUGGUGAUUUGGAGAGUGCUGAAUAUAUAUUUAAUAAAAUGUUGGAUCGUGAUGUUGUUGCUUGGAAUGCAAUGAUUAUGGGGUUUUCCAUGAAUGGGCAGAGCAAAAGCGCAUUAGAGUUCUUCUAUAGAAUGAGAAAGGAAGCUGUGGAUCCCAAUGAUGUUACAAUUCUUGGGGUCUUGUGUGCUUGCACUCAUGCAGGAUUGGUAGACGAAGGGCAGAAGUGUUUUGAUAGUAUGCCCCAUGAGCUAGGCUUAACACCCAAACUAGAGCAUUAUGGUUGCAUGGUUGAUCUUCUUGGUCGAGCAGGCUUGCUAAAUGAAGCCUACGAGUUGAUCCAAACUAUGCCUCUUGUGCCACAUAUUGGGGUCUGGGGGGCUUUGCUUGGGGCUUGUAAGAUCCAUGGCAAUGUAGAACUUGCAGAAAGCGCAAUCGAAAAAUUGAUCCAGCUUGAUCAUGAAGAUGGGGGUUACCUGGCAAUAAUGUCCAAUAUUUAUGCUAAUGCUGGUAGGUGGGAUGACGUUGCUAAGGUUAGGAAAUUGAUGAGGGACAAAGGGAUUGGUAAGUUAUGGGGUUGUAGCUCCAUAGAGAUCAAUGGGGAGAUUCAUGAGUUUGGGGUACAGCAAAGGAUUCACCCUAGAAUAAAAGAAAUCCACACCAUGAUAGAUGAAAUCUCCAAGCAUUUAAGGAUGGCUGGCCAUAUUGCAAGCACAAAUGAAGUGUUUUUUGAUUUGGAGGAAGAAGAAAAAGAGAAGGCAUUAUAUUUUCACAGUGAGAAAAUGGCCGUUGCCUUUGGACUUAUUGCCACCGAUAAGGGCACUGUGAUUCGGAUAGUGAAGAACUUGCGAAUUUGUGCUGAUUGCCAUGGGGCUAUGAAGCUAAUUUCGAAGAUCUAUGAAAGAGAUAUAGUAGUCAGGGAUCGAAAUAGGUUCCACCAUUUCAAGGAGGGUUCUUGUUCUUGUGGGGAUUAUUGGUGACUCCAGUUUUAACGUCAGAAAACUAGAAUGAGGACCUGUAGGAAAUCCAGUCAUACACCAAAAAGGCAGGCAACCUGGCAUGCAUCUUCCAGAGCUAGUUUCUGUUUCAAAGCUGACUCCAACUUUGUCCUAAUCAUGGUUGAUUACUUGUGACAAAUCUCUAACAAGCAGAGACCGUACAAGCUUCCAAAACAAAACUCGAUAAAUCCAUCUUCAGGUGUCAAUUCAAAUGCACCGAAGGGAAAGCGCAAGUGUGUGGCAGCAAAGCCAAUUGAAAUUAAUUGUGCUGAUCAUUAUUGAGCGGAGUAGAAUGACCACCUUGAAAACUGGGAUUUUGCAUUUGUCCAUUAAAGGUUUGAAAGUGAGAUUUGAAACAUUGUGUCAUGCUUUUUUCUCCACAUGUAAAAUUAAAAAGAAGGCAUGUAAAGGAAGAAAAAUUGCUGCAUCAUCAAACAAAAUGCAGAGUAAUGGUUUUUGAGGACCGGUUUCUGUGGCAUGGACUGCUGUUUUUUAAAGUUUUUCAUAUUUUGUUUGGGAGGUUCAAACUCAUGAAUAAAUUUGGGUCUGAAUUAAGAGAUUGAGCAUUAAA